This is a messenger RNA of Stylophora pistillata, 3983 nucleotides long. RefSeq names its product DNA-directed RNA polymerase III subunit RPC2. Lineage: Eukaryota; Metazoa; Cnidaria; Anthozoa; Scleractinia; Pocilloporidae. Gene Ontology annotation, molecular function: ribonucleoside binding; DNA-directed RNA polymerase activity; DNA binding. Gene Ontology annotation, biological process: DNA-templated transcription. The record is from RefSeq and is a predicted model, not a curated record.
AUGUUAUAUUUCUGUUUACUUAAAGAGGAAGCCAGUGUGGAUAAUUGGAAACUACUACCAGCAUUUUUAAAGGUGAAGGGACUUGUCAAGCAACACAUUGAUUCCUUUAAUUACUUCUUAAAUGUGGAUAUAAAGAAGAUUGUGAAAGCAAAUGAGAAGAUCACAACAGAUGCAGAUCCAGUGUGGUAUCUGAAAUACCUGAACAUAUAUGUGGGCAGUCCUGAUGUGGAGGAAUCUUUUAACAUCACUAAACCCAUCUCACCUCACGAGUGCCGCCUUCGGGAUAUGACUUACUCAGCACCAAUAACAGUUGACAUUGAGUACACCAGAGGCAGUCAGCGUGUGGUGAGGCAUAACUUGCCAAUAGGAAGAAUGCCUAUAAUGCUUCGCAGUUCUAACUGUGUACUGACCGGCAAAAGUCCAGCUGAGUUGGCAUCCUUGAAUGAGUGCCCUAUUGAUCCAGGUGGUUACUUUAUUGCAAAUGGAACAGAAAAGGUCAUAUUAAUUCAAGAACAGUUGUCAAAGAAUCGCAUCAUUGUUGAAGUAGACAAGAAAGGGAAUAUUGGAUGCUCUGUAACAAGUUCAACAGCUGAAAGGAAAAGUCGAACAAAUAUUGUGACCAAGCAGAACAAGUUUUGUUUGAAACAUAACGCUCUGUCAGAGGAUGUUCCUGUAGUGGUAUUCUUCAAAGCCAUGGGCAUGGAGUGUGAACAAGAAAUUGUUCAAAUGGUUGGCUCUGAGGAGGAAGUGAUCUCGACAUUUGCUCCAUCUCUUGAGGAGUGUCACAGACUCAAUAUUUACACGCAAUUACAGGCUCUGCAGUAUGUUGGAUCCAAAGUGCGUCAACGUGCAACUUGGGGGAAGAGCAGAACUAAAGUGGAGGAAGCGAGGGAGUUGUUAGCAGGAGUAAUGCUGGCUCAUGUCCCUGUUAUCAAGUAUGAUUUCAAAGCCAAGUGUGUAUUCCUAGCUCUGAUGGUUCGAAGAGUCAUACUAGCGUGCAGUGACGAGGCCCAUGUAGAUGACCGCGAUUACUAUGGUAACAAGAGGCUGGAACUUGCGGGGCAGCUUCUGUCUCUUCUCUUUGAGGACUUAUUCAAGAGAUUUAAUGCAGAGCUUAAGAAAAUUGCAGACCAAACAAUUCCAAAACCAAGAGCUGCCCAGUUUGACAUUGUGAAGCACAUGCGUCAGGAUCAAAUUACACAUGGUCUGGUUCAUGCAAUCACCUCGGGUAACUGGAUCAUAAAGAGAUUUAACAUGAAUCGUGCGGGGGUCACACAGGUUCUUUCGCGGCUGUCAUUUAUUUCUGCUCUUGGAAUGAUGACAAGGAUAAGCAGUCAGUUCGAAAAGACACGUAAAGUUAGUGGUCCCCGUUCGUUGCAGCCAUCUCAGUGGGGAAUGUUGUGCCCAUCAGACACCCCUGAAGGAGAGGCCUGUGGGUUAGUGAAGAACCUUGCAUUGAUGACACAUAUCACCACAGACCAGAAUGAAGAACCCAUUAUUCGCCUGGCGUAUAAUCUGGGAGUAGAGAAUUUGAAUAUGUUGUCCGGCGAAGAGAUAAGCCACCCUUCAGUUUAUCUUGUGUUUCUUAACGGUAACAUUCUUGGUGUUGUGAAGAACUACAAGCGCUUGGUCGAGACGUUUCGUUUAAUGAGGAGAGCUGGUUACAUCAGUGAAUUUGUCUCCAUUUGCCCAAAUCACCAGCACAGAUUUGUAAACAUUGCAUCUGAUGGAGGACGAGUUUGCAGGCCUUACAUUAUUGUUAAAAAUGGAAAACCCAAAGUGACUGAUCAAUAUAUUCAAGAACUCGUGCAAGGCUUCAGGAGCUUUGAAGAUUUCUUACAUGAUGGUCUCGUUGAGUACCUAGAUGUCAAUGAGGAAAAUGACUGCGCAAUAUCCUUGUACGAGAAAGAAAUUACAAGGGAGACAACACAUCUGGAGAUAGAGCCGUUUACGCUGCUUGGGGUGUGUGCCGGGCUUAUACCAUAUCCUCAUCAUAACCAAUCUCCUCGAAACACAUACCAGUGUGCUAUGGGCAAACAAGCCAUGGGUUCCAUUGGGUACAACCAACGUAACAGAAUAGACACGCUUUUGUACUUCUUGUGUUACCCUCAAGUGCCAUUAGUGAGAACAAAGACUAUAGACUUGAUACAAUUCGACAAGCUGCCAGCAGGUCAAAAUGCAACAGUGGCUGUUAUGAGUUACAGUGGUUACGACAUUGAGGAUGCACUGAUACUAAACAAAGCGUCUGUUGACAGAGGGUUUGGACGCUGCUUAGUAUACAGGAAGCAAACGUGUUUGUUGAAAAGAUACGCAAAUCAGACAUUUGACCGUGUCAUGGGUCCCAGUAGAGAUGCAGCGACGGGUGAGGUAAUCUGGAGACACAGAGCUCUUGACGCUGAUGGCAUUUGCUCUCCAGGUGAGAGGGUGGAAAACAAACAGGUUCUCAUCAACAAAUCCAUGCCUGUUGUCACUGCUUCAGGACUUCAGCCAGUGGCACCAGGCCAACCGCCUCCCCAACCUGAAUACAGAGAUGUACCUGUGUCGUACAAAGGGCCAAAAGAUAUUUACAUUGAACGAGUGCUGGUGACUUCAAAUGCUGAAGAGGCAUUUCUCAUAAAGAUUCUUCAAAGACAGACGCGGAGACCGGAGAUUGGGGACAAAUUCAGCAGUCGACACGGCCAGAAGGGCGUUUGUGGCUUAAUCGUAAAUCAGGAAGAUAUGCCUUUCACUGAUUUGGGUAUUUGUCCUGAUAUUAUCAUGAACCCGCACGGCUUUCCAUCCCGGAUGACUGUUGGUAAACUGAUAGAGCUGAUGGCAGGCAAAGCUGGUGUGCUGGAAGGACACUUUGGAUACGGAACAGCAUUUGGAGGCGACAAAGUGGAGGAUGUUUGUAGUGCUCUCGUAGAACACGGCUUUAAUUACUCUGGCAAGGAAUUCGUCACGUCUGGUAUUACGGGGGAGCCGUUAACAGCUUAUAUUUUCUUUGGUCCGGUUUAUUAUCAAAAACUGAAACACAUGGUGUUGGAUAAGAUGCAUGCUCGUGCUAAGGGUCCCCGAGCUGUGCUAACGAGACAACCAACAGAAGGACGAUCACGGGACGGAGGAUUGAGGCUGGGAGAGAUGGAACGGGACUGUUUAAUAGCUUAUGGUGCCAGCAUGCUACUUCUUGAAAGACUUAUGAUUUCAAGCGACGCCUUUGAAGUAGAUGUGUGCAGCGAGUGUGGCCUGAUGGGAUACUCAGGAUGGUGUCACUACUGUCUAUCUUCUCACAACAUUUCAACUCUAAAAAUACCUUACGCUUGUAAACUUCUGUUCCAAGAACUUUUGUCCAUGAACAUAGUACCGCGGCUAUCAUUAAAACACUACACGGAUGAGUGAAGAAGCCUUGACACACCCUUGUUAUUGCCUAAUUUGUCAGAGUACCUGGCAGAAGAAAAGAUUCUAAGGAACAUAUGGUACAAAUGAAAAGCUGUGCCAAUGGAAUUACGUCGGACAAAGAUCCAGUUGUCUAAAGGGGAGAAUUUCCUUUAACUGGGAGCUAAAAGUGGCACACAAAAAUGACUUUCGUGAGUCUUGGAAACUCCGUAGCUCUUAAACAGCUGUUUCUUUGUAUAUUAAAACAUUGUAUAAACAGUUGACAAAGGUCGACCCCAAGUUUCUUUCUUUUUCUUUUCGUAUGACGCCCUGAGCUUUUUGGGUAUGCCCCCAUGAUCGCACUGAACACCUCAAAAAGGGGUUUCGUACAACAUAGACUCGAAUCGCCACCAUAAUAUAUUAAAAAAUACCAAACAAAACAAAAAUCAACAGAAAAAACACUGACACACGAGAAUAAUUAUAACAACUUUAUUAUGGUGUUUCCGUCAGGGGUUCGGUGGGUAACACAAUUGUAACAGAAUGCAGUCAAUGUAAUUGUAGCAUCAUAUCACACGACACAAUGGGAUUAAAAACAAAUUGUUCAACCAAUAAAAUCGUUUUUACUUAGU